AUGUCUGCUAAUAUUUCGAAGCCUAUUGAAGCUAAGGACUCGGACACGGACAACAACAUUGCCCACUCGCUUUCCUCCAACGAGAAAGUCGAGGGCGUCCACAACGAAAAGAGCUUCCAGCAACAGGUCAGCUCGUCUGACGAAGACCUCGUCACAGGCUCAACCAAGUCUUUUGGUGUGAGAAAGAACGAGCUUUUAUCGGAACAUUUCAAGACUCCAUUGGCCUGUGUGACUCUCUAUCUUUGUUUGUUCUGCAGUGCUUUCAUCUUCACCUUGGACACUCGUAUCAGAAAGGUGCUUACUUCGUAUGCCACCAAUGGCUUUGAUAACCAUUCUCUUUUGUCUACAGUCUCGGUGAUCAGAUCGGUGAUGGCCGCUGCUUCGUUGCCAUUCUUCGCUAGAAUGUCUGAUAUGUAUGGUCGUUGUGAGUUGCUUUUGGUGGCUGUUUUAUUCAAAGCUAUUGGCUCUCUCAUCGAGUCCCAGGCCUAUGAUGUCCAGAGGUACGCCGCUGGUGCAGUCAUUGAUGCCUUUGGCCAGGCAGGUAUCAAGGUGAUGUUGAGAUUGGUGAUGUCCGACAACUCCAAGAUGAACUGGAGACUUUUCGCUAUUUCCAUUGUCACCUGUCCAUACAUCAUCAACACCUGGAUCUCUGGUAACGUUGUGACCUCCUUGACCGACCACUACUCGUGGAAUUACUCUAUUGGUAUGUGGGCUUUCAUCUUCCCCAUCUCUAACAUUCCACUUUUUGUCUGCUUAGUGUGGACCAGACUUAAGUUGAGGAAACAGGAGAACUGGCAGGAACUUUGCAGAGAAGAGAGAGAAUCCUUCACUGAGAUGAAUGCUGCUCUCGAGAAGCUCGAGAACAGAACCCCAGGCGGUAACAAGGGUGUGAAGGCGUUCCUCAUCAAAUGGUAUUACUACUUGAAGCAGUUUUUCUGGGUGUCUGACAUUGCUGGCAUUGUCCUCUUCGUGUUGUGUAUUGGUUUGCUCUUGGUUCCUUUAACUCUUGCUGGUGGUGUCACCACUAAAUGGAAGCAGGCCCACAUCAUUGCUCCUUUGGUAGUCGGUUUCUGCAUGAUUCCCUUCUUCGUCUUGUGGGAACUCAGGUGCGCCAGACACCCUAUCGCUCCAUUCCCUCUUUUGAAGGACCGUGGUGUGCUUGCUGCCAUGACUGUUGGUUUGUUCUACAAGUUUGUCUACUUGAUGCCUCACGACUAUAUGUACCCGGUGUUGCUUGUCGGAAUGAACGCCACCAAGGCUGCUGCCACAAGAAUUGGCUCUUUGAACUCGUUCAUGAUUGCUGUUGUCGGUCCUCUUCUUGGUUUGAUUGUUGUUCGUGUAAGAAGAACCAAAGGUUUCAUCAUUUCGGGUAUUUGCUUCUGGACCAUUGGUACUGGUAUGCUUUACUACUACCGUGGUUCAAACGACGGUGUUCACGACAAGAGAUUUGUUGACGGUGUUAUCGGAGCAAUGAUCAUCUUUGGUUUUGGUUCUGGUUUGUUCGCUCGUACCAUCGAUGUCUCCAUCCAAUCUUGUACUGACCACGAGUACAUGGCCUCAGUCACUGGUGUCUACAUGGCCAUGUUCAAGAUUGGUUCUGCUUUCGGUGACUGUGUUUCUGGUGCCAUGUGGACCCAGAGAAUGUACAAGGAGAUUGUGAAAAAGAUGGAGAUGAUGGGCGUUGACCCUGCUUUGGCCAAACCAGCCUACAAAAAACCAUACGACUUUAUCAAGGAACACAAAUGGGGCACUCCUGCCAGAAAGGCAGUGGUGUGGGCCUACGCUGAUGUUCAGAGACUCUUGUGUAUUGUGGGUCUCUGCUUGUGUGUUCCAAUGUUACUUGCCGGUCUUUGCUUGAGAGACCACAAGUUGCAAAACGUCCAGGCCAUGGAUGCCGAGUGCGGUGGAGAACUUGGACCUAUUGGACAAGCUGAACAAAUCAGAGGUAAGAACUACGUCCAGGUCAACUCGAACGACGAGGACUUGAUCUUCAAGUACUUGAAGAAGGGCUGGGCCAAAAUGAAGGGCACUUCCAAGGCUUAG
Messenger RNA from Candidozyma auris, 2043 nucleotides. RefSeq lists its product as uncharacterized. The record is from RefSeq and is a predicted model, not a curated record. The transcript has a single exon. Bases 1 to 2043 code for a protein of 680 amino acids. Gene Ontology annotation, molecular function: siderophore-iron transmembrane transporter activity. Lineage: Eukaryota; Fungi; Ascomycota; Pichiomycetes; Serinales; Metschnikowiaceae. Gene Ontology annotation, cellular component: endosome; vacuolar membrane. Gene Ontology annotation, biological process: intracellular iron ion homeostasis; transmembrane transport.